Messenger RNA from Elgaria multicarinata webbii, 1403 nucleotides. RefSeq names its product POU class 3 homeobox 1 (gene POU3F1). The record is from RefSeq and is a predicted model, not a curated record. The coding region runs from base 38 to 1222 and encodes 394 amino acids. NCBI's taxonomy places the organism in Eukaryota, Metazoa, Chordata, Lepidosauria, Squamata, Anguidae. Gene Ontology annotation, biological process: brain development; regulation of transcription by RNA polymerase II. Gene Ontology annotation, molecular function: DNA-binding transcription factor activity, RNA polymerase II-specific; RNA polymerase II cis-regulatory region sequence-specific DNA binding. Gene Ontology annotation, cellular component: nucleus. The transcript has a single exon.
GCGGAGCACGGCCCAGCUGACCCGACCCGGCGCAGUCAUGGCCACCACCGCGCAGUACCUGCCGCGCGGCAGCCCUCUGCUGCCGGGGCCCCCCGCGGACGCCGAGCGCCUGCACCAGGGCCCCACCUACCGCGAGGUCCAGAAGAUGAUGCACCACGAGUACCUGCAGGGCCUGGCCGCCACCCCCGGGCACCCCCUCGGCAGCCUCCCGCACCACCAGUGGCUGCCGGGCGCCACGGGGGACUGGGCGGGUGGCGGGACCCACCUGGAGCACGCCAAGGGCGCCGGCGCCGGGCCGCGGGGAGACCUCGACGGCAGCAGCGGUGGCUUCCACUCGCGCUCGCACCUGGUGCACCAGCAGGCAGCGGGCGGCGGCGGGGGGGGCGGGCACUGGGCGCAGGGCGGCCCCUCGGCACACCACCUGGGCGGCUGCCCCUCCGCCAUGUCCCCGACGGCCGGCGGACACCAGCCGCUGCUCUACUCGCAGGCCGCCUACCCGAGCCUAAACGGCAUGCUGGGGCCGGGGCCCGCGCUGCACCUGCCCCACGGCCACCUGCCGCAGCACGGCCACGACGAGGCGGCCGAGGCGCACCUCGAGGGCUCGUCGCCGCACCUGGGCCACCCGGGCCACGAGCCGCCGUCGGACGAGGACGCGCCCAGCUCCGACGACCUGGAGCAGUUCGCCAAGCAGUUCAAGCAGCGGCGCAUCAAGCUGGGCUUCACGCAGGCCGACGUGGGGCUGGCGCUGGGCACCCUGUACGGCAACGUCUUCUCGCAGACCACCAUCUGCCGCUUCGAGGCGCUGCAGCUGAGCUUCAAGAACAUGUGCAAGCUCAAGCCGCUGCUCAACAAGUGGCUGGAGGAGACCGACUCCAGCACGGGCAGCCCAGCCAACCUGGACAAGAUCGCGGCGCAGGGCCGCAAGCGCAAGAAGCGCACCUCCAUCGAGGUGGGCGUCAAGGGCGCGCUGGAGAGCCACUUCCUCAAGUGCCCCAAGCCCUCGGCCCACGAGAUCACGUCGCUGGCCGACACGCUGCAGCUGGAGAAAGAGGUGGUGCGCGUGUGGUUCUGCAACCGGCGCCAGAAGGAGAAGCGCAUGACGCCGGCGGGGGGCCCGCACCCGCCCGCCAUGGAGGACGUUUACGCACACGGGGAGGCCUCGCCGCCGCCGCCGCCGCCGCCGCUGCAGCACCACACGCUCCAGAGCGCCGCCGUGCAAUGACUGAGCCGCGGCGGCGGGGCCGAGCACCGGCACUGGCCCGGACUGGCGGCCCAGACUGGCGGAGGGAGCCGUCCGGGGGCUCCGGCCGGCCCCUGCCCGCGCUGGCCGCCACGGACUGCGGCAAGCCCGGAGCUUGUGCCUCGGGCAGCUUGGGGCGCCCACCCAGCCGGCCCCUGACGGA